Messenger RNA from Apus apus (common swift), 2661 nucleotides. RefSeq names its product CD59 molecule (CD59 blood group) (gene CD59). The transcript is spliced from 4 exons. Bases 656 to 1195 code for a protein of 179 amino acids. The record is from RefSeq and is a predicted model, not a curated record. Lineage: Eukaryota; Metazoa; Chordata; Aves; Apodiformes; Apodidae.
CCCCCCUCCCCGGCUCCCCAGGGUUGUUGUGCAGCCAACGUGAAGGUGGGACGGAGCCAGGCUGUGUCUGCCGGGUGGCUGCAGGGUCACCUCGGCCGACGAAGCUGCAAAAAUGCCUUGAUCCCCCCCCCCCCGCCUCGCAGAAAACGGGGCUGGUAGCCCUCCUGGUGAUCCCUUUCCUUGCCCUUUUUUCCUUGCUGUGAGGGGGUGAGGAAAGUGGCAGCCUGUUCCCUCUCCCAGCUGGGACUGCAGAGAAACUCUUGUGUUUCAUAAGCGAGCCCGUGAGCCUUCGGUAGCUGCUGCAGUUGCUCUUUCUGGUGAUGCUGGAAACAGGGGCUGUAGGAAAUCCACUUUAGGAAAUGUCUUCUGCUUUGCCAGGUUGUGAAUUGCUGUCUGUGUUUUAUAAUCUGUUCAUUCUUUUAAGCUGAAAGUUUACUACUCUGUCAUCUCUCUGUCGUUCAAGAGUACAGGAAGAAAAAAAAUCACUCUCACGCAAACAGAUUGGUUUAAUUACUACUCUCAAAGCAGUUCUGUUGGUCGUCGUGAUUUGUGUUAAUCUGCCUCGUAUUUAUUCUGGUCACGACUUGGUUUUGCUAAAAGGCAAAACUGUUUUUACCCUGGCUGGCACUGUUGUGUGACUGAGGGCUCUUGGAAGAUGGAGAGGUUCCCAGGGAGAUUCUUGCUGCUGCCCAGAAGGUCUCUUGGUUUAACCACCAGACUAACAGCACUCCUGCAGAUGCACGUCACUGUGGGAAGAGCAUCUGGUCUUGGAAGGCUUCUCACAAAGUUGUUUGCCUCAGAAAAUCGUCUCGUCCUGCACAUUAGGGCAAGAAGCAUGAUCAAGAUGAACCACGUCCUGUUAACCACCUGCGUUCUUCUGGUUGCUUUUUGUAGUUCUGGUUAUGCCCUGAGGUGUUACCACUGCGAGAACAGCCCUACCUUGUGCAAGACCAAUAGUACUUGCUUAACGACUGAAGAUACUUGCUUGCAGAUGAAAUUUGGUAAAUUGAGAACUUCCUCCUGCUGGAAGGCAUCCCAGUGCAACAUAAAUGAGAUUGCUGAAUUCUUCCAGUUGGAUAAUUUUGAAUUCUUCUGCUGCCAACACGACUUGUGCAAUGAGGGCACAAUGACUGGGGUUAACAAAGCUGCCUUCAGUAUUGCCUCAGUAAUGGCCAUGUUAUGGCUGCUGCUGUAAUAGUUCCCAUUUGUAGGCUGCACUUCCAAGCUGAAAUGAUACAAAGUCGUUAACUCUCUUCUGAAUUGUACUUCUGACAUUUUCAGUUCCUACCUGUGGGCUGAAACAUUGCCUGUUAGUUUUAAAUUCUGUUUCCUGAGGGUUCCACCUGUUAAAUCACUGUCUCCAUUAAUGGGAAGGAGACUUAUGUUGUUACCAGUUAUAGGGAAUUGGGGUGUUUUGCCCUGCCAUAUCCAUGGGGAAAAUAACCUGUUAUGAAGUAAUGUUACCUUGUGGAGAACCUUAGAACCCUUCAGUGGGUGAUGUGAAAGGGAAGGGUUUAUGCUGGAAAACUAGAAUUUCUUACAGUCCCAUAAAUUGUAAUUAUUUUUGGUUGUGAUUUCUGUGGGGAUUUUUGUUUUCAUUUGAGGUUUUUUUGGAUACUCCCUUGUCAUACACCAAGCAGUGGAUGUGCCCUCAACACAGGAAGCGUUAGAUCAUAAGUUUGAACUUGCUGCAGUUUUCAUGAUGAGUGUGGAAAUACUUCAAGUGAUGUAUUCCCAUCACUUUAUUCCCAUCACUGUAAGCUUUUUAUUUUUUUAUUUUGGUCUUUUUACAAGCCAAUGAUAUAACCUUCUAAGUGCUGUUAUUUCGGGAGAAAGCAUCUGCAUUUCUUAAACCAAAACCAAAAUAAUGCUAUAGAAGCAAGGAACACUUUUCCCUCUUUUUAUAUUUCUCUGAGCAUGCAGACAACACAUGCUAGCUUCUUUUGCAGACUUUUUUUUCUCCCUUCUUAUGCUUUAUCCAUGUUUAGGAUUUAAACUAAGCAUGUGCUUAGCACUUUUUGUUGGUAUACUGAAAAUUGUUUAUUAGAUGCAGAGGAAUUGAAAUGGCACAUCUAGUUUCUUUUCCCAGUUAGCUUUUGGUUUUUGAUGGCAACAGUGACAUGUAAAAUGAACCCUUCCAAGCUUCCACCUAAGAGUAUUAACAAAACCUUGCAGAACUUUAUAUUUUUACUUUUAUGCAACUCUCUAAAUGCCAAUAAAAAAUAGAGAUGUAUUUAUAUAGCAUGAAUUAAAAAAACCUCGGUUUGUAUCUGUGAGAGGUCUGGAGCUGAAAUAGUCUGUAGAUUGCUCUGCCUCGGUGGAGCAGGCAGACCUUUGAUAGUUCUCUUGUAUUUAGGGACCUUCCCAGUCAGGUACAAUGUCAAAUUUUCCUUUUUCUCUUCUGGAGCUCUUGGCAUGUCCCUGCAGAGGUCGUGGUCCAUUGCCAAUGGCAUGUCCUCUUCCCGAGGACCCUCGCUUGUGCCAGUGACACCAGUUCACCCAGUCAUAACAAGGGUGGUUAACUCCAAAUCCAUGAUGUAUUCUGCAGUGUAGCUUUUGGUUAAGCUUAGUUUAUCUGUGAAAGCAUCCUGGGAUCUCUCUGAGCACUUCAAAUGUAGAAGCUGUGCUGUCUUUGAUUAAUAAAAAUGUUAAAAAAGAAAA